This is a messenger RNA of Orussus abietinus, 3681 nucleotides long. RefSeq names its product tubulin-specific chaperone cofactor E-like protein (gene mlt). The transcript is spliced from 6 exons. Bases 973 to 2496 code for a protein of 507 amino acids. NCBI's taxonomy places the organism in Eukaryota, Metazoa, Arthropoda, Insecta, Hymenoptera, Orussidae. Gene Ontology annotation, biological process: protein folding. Gene Ontology annotation, molecular function: alpha-tubulin binding. The record is from RefSeq and is a predicted model, not a curated record.
GACGUGCCGACGGAUCUUUUUCCAUCGUCUUUGUGCAAACCGAUCCACCGCUGUUGGUCGUAUGAGAUCACCGAAGCGUGGAACCUGUUCCUCGUUCCAUGCGUCUCGAGAUAAAAAAUCGGAGGGCAAUGUUUAAUGGAGGAUAUGAAACAACGUUGCAUCUAAUGUCUCUUACGGGACGAACGUUGGGUUGACACGCGCAGGCUGCAGUUACAUCGCCACCCAAUACCUAUCCAUUGCAUCGAGAUAAUUGAAUCGGCAGUGACUAUUCAUUCCCGAACUGGUGACUCGGAAAAAUACGCUUCUUUGAAGCGAGACCAAACACGGAGGGAGGGAUUUGCAAAAGAUCCUUCGGCCCGAUCGAUUUCCACCGCCGGCGAGCCAUUUUCUCCUCCUCGCUUCCUUGAUUCCAAAUGAGUAGUCAAUUAGUGGUCAAACAUCGAAACAUCGGCCACAAUGGUAGUCCUCGACCUCCGCCAGAAAAUGACUAAUAUCCGGCCGAAACGUAGGGACGGACCAGAGGCAACCGGAAACGGUUGUGCACAUCCAACUCGAGCAAAGGAGGAUGCAGGACAAAGUGAGCGACUUCCUCGAACACCAGUUAACCGAUUUCGACGAAUCUCGAACUCAUGGAAGCAUCGGACAUCAUUUACGAAGAAUACCACAACGGCGGAAACAAAGCGACGACAUCCGCGAGGACGCCGAGGAUUUUCCCAUUACCGCGAGGAAGACCAUCUCGGUCGCAGAGCAGAAGAUUAAGUGAAAUUAAGAUGGAGACUUAGCGAGGUGUUUGGGCGGCGAUACUUUGCCCGUCUCGAGGCAGUUCUGGAGCAAUCUGGAUUAAUCGACAGGGCGGUUAGGACGGCGAGCGGAGCUCGAAGCUCCUCGGACUCGCGCAGCCAACAGUGCAGGCCACUAGAGAAAGUUAAUUUCGCAUGGCCGUUGAACCGAUCGCGAUUACGAUGCUCUAAGAUGCCGUCCCUGCUGGAAGCCCUGGAGCUGAAGUACGGGAGUUCGACAGCUGAGUGCUCGCUGACGGACGAGGAGACGGAGUCGAGCUCGCCGAAGACGGCCCUUUCGGUCAGCAUCUUCAUCCCGAAGAAGUCGCCCCGUCACACGGUCCCGGCCCUGCUGGUUCUUCAAGACUGCGACAUCGAGUCCGCGGGCAACGACGACGAGAAGCUGAGGAACAAAUGCAGGAACGUCGAGGAGCUGGACCUGGCGCAGAACAAGCUUACGCAGUGGGACCAGGUCUUCGGGAUCCUGCAGCACAUGCCGAAGAUCAAGUUCGUCAACCUGAGCUUUAACUGCCUGGACGAGGCGCUCCAGGUCAAGCACGGUAACUACGAGUUGCUGAGGAACCUCGUGCUCAACGGGACCAGGGUCUCCUGGUCCACCGUCCAGGGUCUGGUGCGGCUGCUGCGCAACCUGGAGGAACUCCACCUCUCGCUGAACGAGUACAGGACCGUCGACCUGGAGCACCAUGUCGAGAGCAACAAGAACGCCUGCGUGAAGAAGUUGCACUUCACCGGAAACCCCAUCGAGACCUGGUGCGAGAUCUGCAAGCUGGGCUACGCGUUCCCAAACCUGGAGAGCCUGGUCCUGGCCGAGUGUCCCAUCAGGUCCCUGUCCCUGGAGCAGAACCGGAACUCGCGGAAUCCGAAGACCAAAGCCGAAGAGCCUGUCGCGGGGUGUCCAGAGGACAGCGAGAACAUGAACAUCCCGAGGGACCCCGAGGCCUCGGAGAAGCGCCCCGAAAAUGGGAUUUUCGAGGGGAAGAGCAGGACCGAGUCCGAGUGCGAGUCCUGCAGACCUAAGGUCAGGUCCUCGCACGACCCCUUCAGGAUGUUGAGAUUCCUCAACGUCAACGGAACCCUGCUUUCCACCUGGGACGACGUAGAGAGGCUCGCUAGGUUCCCGGCAUUGAAGUCUCUGAGGAUCCAGGGGUGCCCUCUCUUCGAGAGUCCUCGAGAGUACACGGAACACGAAAGGAGGCAAUUACUGAUCGCCAGGCUACCAAAUGUCGAGACCCUUAAUGGCGGCGGCGUGAUCUCCUCGCAAGAGCGAGAGGACGCCGAGCGAGCGUUCAUUCGCUAUUACAUGGACAAACCCGAAGCCGAUCGGCCAGAAAGAUAUGCAGAACUCGUCGGCAUACACGGAAAAUUGGAUCCCCUGGUUCACGUUGACCUGACACCCGAGAAGAGGGUCAAGGUGACGUUUACGUACGGCGAUCUCAUUGAGGUACGGUUGGUGGACGUUUACAGGACGGUCUUCGAGCUGAAGACGAAGCUAGAGACGAUGGUCAAAAUACCGGCGAAUAAGAUGCGGCUUUUCUACGUGGAUCAGGUGAUGAAGGCGCAAUACGGCCCCGAAGAGAUGCUAUACCCCAACAAGCAGCUGUACCGGUACAACAUCAGAAACGGGGACGAGAUCAUCAUCGACAGCAAGCUGAAUCGAUGCUCUUCGUCGUCGAGCACGUCUUCCAUUCGAUCUUGAAGAGCCACCGUUCUUUAGAAGCCGAGGGUAUCGACACGCGAGAGCGUAUCCCCGCGCCACUUUCGAGGAAAGCUCCCCGAGCUUUCCGGAGCAAUCCGAACUGUACCGCGAAUGCUCGUCGCGAAGGAUUGUCGAGAGAAAGCAAUAACUCUGAGCGUAGUUUUCGAGAGAAGAGAGAUAGAAAGGGACAGAAAGAAUGAGAGACGCGAGAAUUUUGAUAUGUACGUUCUAGGUGUAAUCUAGUGGCUGUAUUCAUCGAUUCUUCAGGGUUUGCGGACCAGCGCCGUCCCGCGGUAGUAUCGGAAACUAAGCGUCCGCAUCCGGCUCAAGCCACGGAAGGAAACGCUCUUUUUCUUCUUGCGAGCCAGGCCAGCCCGCUUCCGGUUCGAUAGACAGCGAAAGAUCCAUCCAGGGUGGAAGAGGGUCACCGACUCGGGCACCCCGAUCCUCGUUUAAUGUCGUUUAUUGUCGAAGGGCGAAUGGUUCCUCAUCUAGAAGAUCAUUUCCGUCUCGAGCCACGACGAGGUCGAAUUAUCGCGCAAGGGGAUUGCUCGACAAUGUAUCGAAAUCGUGAGGAGCUCUCAGGAGCCGGUGCACCCUUCGAGAUCCUGGAGGUCGGUUUAUUUUUGUAAAUCAUUGUUCACGCGCACCGUCAUCGAGUCGUCCGCUCGAGGAGGGUAUUUCGCGAGGCGGGAUGAGAGAAGGAAGUACUUAAAAUGGCCAGAGGACCAACCCGGAGGACGCAGCCUCGAGAGGACGAGGUUAUCGAGAGGACGGCAACCUUGAAGAGUCACUUAGUGCCUGCCUUAGCGUGUAACUCGGAUACUUCUAACACUGCCCUGUAAAUAUUAAAAAUGAUUUCGACUCGCCCGAGUCCCCGGAUCAUCGCGCCCGGCCCGCAAGACCCGAAAGUCGGGAUUCGCUUCUCCUCGGCCUCGAAACCGGCGAGUUCCCGCCGGAAACGACGAGGUGGCACGUCAGAGCCUUCGAAGCGUCGCUCCUUCGACCUGGAUCUCCGAAGCGAGCUUCGACGGGCUUUGGAAGCCCCUCUGUGAUGCGUCUAGUCUCGGAAAUUGAAAAUUCUCCGUCAUUCUGAUUUUAUAUGACACGACCGCUUCUUUCGUCUUUUUUCUUUGUGCUGGCGCAAAUGUGUACGUACUAACAAAAUAAAUCAUUUAUACCCGA